Molecule: messenger RNA, 1572 nt
Organism: Porites lobata
Lineage: Eukaryota; Metazoa; Cnidaria; Anthozoa; Scleractinia; Poritidae
Source: the annotation of a GenBank genome assembly
CAAGAAAGACAACGGGCUGGAGAUCCUGAAGGUUUGCUUCCCCUUUUAAUUAUCUUUAUGUAGACAACACUAAUGGAGGAUCUCGGAAGAAGAUUAAAUUAGCCCUAGAUCAAAUUUAUGUUAUGUAAGGUAUAAUUUGUGAGUGCUUUCUACUUGUACAUUUAGAGCAACUGAAUAGUUUUCUUGCUUCCGUGGUGAAAACGGCGCAAUUAGGUCGUCGUCCACUGAGUCAAAAGUUAGAGCCAUUUGUCAUGAAUUGUUGAGUCUUAGCUAAAAAGGUUCAGGGCGGAUUUCACAAUUUUCUGUCUCUCAUCUUUGGGCUUUGCCGUUUUUUUUAGUGCUUUAGUGUUGUUUUUCAUGGGAUCCUAAGAAUCACCCAAGCUUUUUUUUUAUUAGUCUUUAGGUACUGUCUUCCUUGAUAUUGUGGUCGGUCAGUACAGUCUCUGGGUGAUAUGUGAAGCCUUGGACGCCAUUUUAGAUACUUUCGCGGACGGACCGCUGGUUAACGCUGCUGCAGACUCGAUUGGUCUCAUGAUCAACCGUCAACAGUUGGUACCAGUUCUAAAAGCUAGGGUAAGGAACAGUUUAAUGUACGCGGGAGGCGUAUGCCUCAGUCACUUACAAGUCAGUUUUCCUUAGUUUGAUCAUAUCGAUUGAGUGGCUAGCGUCGGAAACAUCACCUUCUUAAUUUUUUUUUUGAAAAACAGCCAAUUUCGCGCUUCCCUGAUUUAAGUGUCGUUUUCUUACAGUUUAGGAAGUGCCGAGGAAUCAGUGUACAAAAUUUUUCGAAAUGUUUUCCCGAUUUAAUCACCUUUACCUAUCAAAUCGUAUCAAAUGAAAUGGUAUUCCACUGAUUUUUGAAUGCAGUUUCGUAAUUUUGAUUUGGUUUUAAUUUUUAUAAAUCUUCAAACACCGAAUUCGUGCGUCGUUGAAAAAGUUAGACUAACUAAGCUUUGUUUUCAAAGAGAAGUACUCUUUUCUAAGAAUCGCAUUUGUUGUUUUUCAGGUAAAAACUGAGAGAAGAAAUCUCGGGGAUCAUUAUCCUGUGAUAGAUGCUGCUAGAGUGAACUUAGCGAGGUUUAUAAAAUACAAACAGAAAGGUCAUUAGGAAGUGUAAUGGCAGACCGCUACCUGUCAAAUGGUCUUCGCCCUCUCAGAAAUCCCGGGGCCUUCAUCUCUUUCAAAAAAUUUGGCGGUCACAGCCCAUUAGAUUUUCAGGCUUUUUUUAUUCAUUCAUCUUUCGCGCCACCAUUAAAGGUUCCAGCUCAUUAAAGCCGAAUAGGAUUUCCAGCUAUUAAACUACAGUCAUUGACGGCGUUUGGUGUCCUGUGUAGCUAGUCAAACUGAUUCAUCGGUUAGUCGUUGAAGUUUAUGUUAGAGCUUAGAGUCACCAGAAUCUAGUGUGAAGGAGGCAAUUCCAGUCGCGAGGAGUACAGUAUGAAAAGAAUCUUCAAUCGUGGAAGUCUAACGCGCUGGAAUACUUUAGUGGAACUAGAUGGAGGCUCGGAGACGAUGGAGCUUCUGGCCAUUUUUAAACUGGUUAAAUUGCGUGGACAAAUUGGACCUGUUUAA